Molecule: messenger RNA, 753 nt
Organism: Miscanthus lutarioriparius
Lineage: Eukaryota; Viridiplantae; Streptophyta; Magnoliopsida; Poales; Poaceae
Source: the annotation of a GenBank genome assembly
AUGAGGCCAGUGAAACCGGCAGGACCGGGGGUUGGCUGCGCGCUUUCGCCGGAUCUACACAGCACAAGCCGGAACGUUGUUCGCACUUCUGGCGGCGGCGACAUGAGUAAGCUGCAGAGUGAUGCGCUGAGGGAGGCGAUUGCCUCGAUUACCAAUGAUUCCCGUGAGAAGCAGCGCAAGUUUGUUGAAACCAUUGAGCUGCAGAUUGGUCUCAAGAACUAUGACCCUCAAAAGGACAAGCGUUUCAGUGGUUCUGUUAAGCUGCCUCACAUCCCUCGCCCUAAGAUGAAGGUUUGCAUGCUUGGUGAUGCUCAGCAUGUUGAGGAGGCCGAGAGAAUAGGUCUAGACAGUAUGGAUGUGGAAGCCCUCAAGAAGAUGAACAAAAACAAGAAGCUAGUCAAGAAGCUGGCAAAGAAGUACCAUGCUUUCCUUGCGUCUGAGGCUAUCAUUAAGCAAAUUCCUCGUCUUCUUGGUCCUGGUCUUAACAAGGCAGGAAAGUUCCCUACCUUGGUGACUCACCAGGAAUCCCUUGAGUCCAAGGUUAAUGAGACAAAGGCUACAGUUAAGUUUCAGCUAAAGAAGGUGCUUUGCAUGGGUGUUGCUGUUGGCAACUGUGGUAUGGAGGAGAAGCAGAUCUUCCAGAAUGUGCAAAUGAGCGUCAACUUCCUCGUGUCACUCUUGAAGAAGAAUUGGCAGAAUGUGAGAUGCCUGUACCUCAAGAGCACUAUGGGAAAGGUGUACCGGGUGUUCUAA